Dreissena polymorpha is the source of this 2834-nucleotide messenger RNA. RefSeq lists its product as uncharacterized. The transcript has 2 exons. The record is from RefSeq and is a predicted model, not a curated record. The coding region runs from base 752 to 2323 and encodes 523 amino acids. Lineage: Eukaryota; Metazoa; Mollusca; Bivalvia; Myida; Dreissenidae.
UGGUCCAAUACCUGAGCGGAUAGUGUACGUCAUAGAAGACAUAUAAGCGAGGAUAAACUGGCAAAUAUUAUUGUAGCAGAAGUUGAUAAAGGAAAACAUUGACAAAUCACUGAUCAUUUGCAUAAAUAAUAUAAGAGCGGAAUUAAAUAAUCAAGUACCUUAUGGAUAAGAAAGGUACCGUCAAUUUUAAUUAGGAGUGUGGUUUGUUAAGAUUUAUUUCGUCGAUCAAUUGAAACUGUUCGACCUUUAGAACGAGUUGACUUUAUUUUAUUUCAAAACUAGAUGGGAACAAAUAUUAAUUAAAAUAAAGGUAAAUAUUAUUAGAAGUAUUUAUCAAGCAAUGACCUUGUAUUUUCGUGGCGGUCGAAUCUGACAUCUAGACCGGUUAGUGGAAAAGAAAGGAGAAAUACUAGGAUCAACUCUUUUAGUCGCUGGACUUCACGCGUGCUUUAUCAAUAAAUCAGGGAAUAACAAAAUGAACAUAGAGUGAAUGUAACAUUUGAUUUACAGACACUAAACAGUGUUGCUGUCGGUGUUACUAAUUGUGAAGAAUAGCACGGUUUUCGUAAAGUCAUAACCGCACACGCUCGACACACUGACAUUGUUCUUUAUGGUGGAUAUAAGCCUUUACUCUUUAACGUACGCAUACGGAUAAUGAGCACCUAGUGAAAUCAUAUAUCGAAGACGGCGACGCAAGUUUAGCUAAAACGAACUCUCGAACAGUGGUAAAGCGACUAGCCGGUAGUGGACAAUGCUGCGCACCCGGACCGCACAGACGGACGACGCGCUGUUUCGAUGGGCAAGAACGGAAAUGAAAAGGGAACUAGUGAUGUCACAGUCCACAUACGCUAAAAUAGCCGGGAUCCAGAGCGAAAUAGGGCGCGUUGUGAUCACGCGCGUUGCCGGAAGUGAGCUAGAGUACAAACGCACUUUGAACAUGUACCGAAAAGAUGCCGCAUGUGCAGUAAACAACAUCCGUCGUGAACAGAUAAAGAUGCGCAUGAAGUUGGCUCGGUAUGUUCGCAAACUAAAGCAGACGAGAAUAGAGCAUAUAAAACUGAUUCGAGAUCAAAGGAAACACGACGAGGACAGAGCUCUUUUGGAGGCGCUUCAUCUGAGACUGAAAUUCGAAGCGGCGGCUAAAACACCGGAACCGGAAGACAAAAUCCCGACGAUAUUGUCCAAUGAUGAUUUCAGUCGACCGGACGAUCACGACAUCGCGGAAGAUACGCUUAGCCAGCUUUCGGAUACUCACAUGGAUUUUAAGGGUGGACCGAUUUACCUGCAGACGACCGCUCACGGUUCAGUGGAAGAUUUGAUUAGGGAAGCAGACGACCAGCUCGAAGAUGUUCACUUCAAAAAAUCAAAACAUGGCAACCAGAAAAACAGGAAACCAAGCGUAGUGUUCGCGCCAAUAUUGCCCAUGAUAAACGAAGACGAAAAAGAAGUAGACGAGAUUCUUGAAGAAAGUGAAAAGCAAACGGUCUCACAGGGGGUUCCGGAUCGUUUCGAACUUAAGGUUUGGGAUGAUUCGAUGUCGGUUUCCUCCUACGGUGGUAGAAUAAAGCGCAAAAAUGACGUUUCAUUUUCGGAUAUUAUAAAACUGAAGUACAGUGGCGUGAAAAAUCUGUUCGAUCUCGUCCAUAAGCUCGCGAGGAAGCACGGGAUACAGGAUGUGGUGGAGAAGGUUCCCGAUCCUCGAGACAACAUCGUGCAUAGAGGCGCUACCAACGACUCGUUCCGCCUGCAGGCGGCAGUGUUAUACCCAAUGAAGUACGGGUAUGGCGCGGAGGAAGACGCCGAGACGUCUGAUCGCCGGAUAUCCGUCAGCAAGUCGCCGGCGGUGUCGAGCAUUCAGGAGCAAGACAGGGCGAGUGAAAACGGAAAGGACGGCGUUGAUUAUGAUCUGAAAGCGGCGCGUCUGAGAAGAACGUCCGUGGAAAGCAGACGGUCUUUAUACCUGUCUGGUAAGCAUUCGCUAUCUGUGGACUCGGAAAACCCGGAGAGUUUGUCGGAUACUUCGCGUACCGGAAGUCCUAGAAAGUUGAAAUCAAGAGACUUAAGCAUGCCGGAACUCGUUGACAAAAUGUCGAGGAUAAAGAUUGAGCAAGCGGACCGCCUCUCCGGCAGUCGACGCCUCGAGAACGAAAUGAUCUCAAAUUAUAACUAUUUGACCCCGUCAUACAAACCGUCUUCCUCGAAGUCGUCUCGGUCACUUCCGGCGCUCAAAAGGGAUUCUGAGAAAGAAAACGAUCGAAACGUUUCCUGGACACAGGCAUUCGGACUACUUCGGGCUAUACACAGUCUUGAAGAUAUUUCGUAGACUGUAAAGACAUUCGUGGUUACAACUCGAAUGUGGUAUUGGUGGUCAUUUUUCCGGCCAACAAAACAUUUUUUGUUUAAGAGCCGGUUUUUUUAUGAUGCAUCUCACGUUAAGGGAUAUAAUAAAUACCUGUAUUAUUUAGGGUAAGAACGUUUUAUAUGUAAAUUCUUUGUUUAACGAAUUUCAACAAUUAUUUGUCUAGUAUUAUUGUUAUCAAUUAAGAAUAAGGCAUGUUCUGUUUUAAAACUGAUGCUAUAAAAAUAUAUUGAGUCUAGACUAUUUUUGUUUCAACUUACAUAUUCUCCCGCUAUAAUCAUCAUCAUAAACAACACUAAAAAGAACAACAACAAGACCCACAAAACAUAAUAUUUUAAUUAAACGCCUACAUGAAUAUAUAAAGCGUAAGCAAAAACAAGCGUUAUCAUAUAGAACAUUUUCAGGAUUUGUAUUUAUACAAUGUUGUUUCUGGAUUUUAUUUAUUUCAAGACAAUAAUAAAUGGUAUGAAACUGA